AUGGUUCAACUUGAGAGCCUUCCCGUCGAAGUCAUGGGCGUUGUCCUGAAGAACCUUGCGUCGCCCGAAGACCUGGCCUCCCUGAUCCAUGCCUCACCACGCGCUCUAGCAGCUAUGCAAAGCGACCGUCGACGAGUUCUGUCGACCGUCAUCCAUAAUAAUCUACCAGAGGAGGUGCUGAGAGAGGCUUACAGCGUACUCCGAUGUCCGGUCCUCGAAAACGGUGAUGGAUUCUUCCAGUCCAGAACCACGAACCCUGUCUCUCCCGAAAGGCAGACGAAAUGGGAGCAGAAAGUGAGCAAAUUCAAGCACUGGUACUUCAGCUCAGCUACCGUUGACCUUGGGUUUCCACGAGAAACUGCCCAAAUUGUCGCCGUCUGUCGAAUGAGGGCUGUUAUCAACGCGCUUGUCUCUGACCUCGUCUAUUACACCAAAACUUUGUCUCUUUCAGAUGAGGAACAGCCUGAAUUGCAGGAUUUGAGAAAAGCUCAAUCAUUCCCUGUGACGAGUCGGGAGUUGAGCCGAAUACAAAUUUCAUUUUUCAGGUACGAGCUUAUCUGUCGAUUAUACGGAUUGCCAUACUUGCAACAGUUUUCCAUUCAAAAGGUGCCCUUCUUCGAUAACCAUGAAGCCCACUUGAAGCACUUUUUGGGUUACUUUCCUGCUCUUUAUGUGGAACAACUGGGACACAUUCAUGACUAUGUCUGCUCAAAGUAUACACUGGCCUUCAAAGAAGUAAAUGAAGAUGCGACUGGCGUGUUUCAACGCAUUCAGAUCCAGCGAGACCGACAUCAAAUAGCAGAUGCUGCUGUGCUCUUGCAGAAAGACGGCCCAAGCUUUUUCACUCAUGGAAAUGACCCAGUCUUCGAAAUUCCUGGUCGUCCAAAAAAGAACACGCGUAUCAACACGUAUGUUGCCAACCUCGCCAAACUUGGACUUGGGUCACUGCAAGCUUUUGUCAAGAACGGUCGCUUAUCAAGACGGCGGUUCAUCGUCGAGACAUUUGAAAUUAUGCUUCCGCGGGCUAGAGUUUCACAUCACAAGCUAUGUGCGCUUCAAAGUUUCCCAGACUCCGAAGCUAUUUUUAUGUCGAGACGCCUGCAGCGUUACAUUCGAUAUCUAGAACCUCCUGAUGAGGAAUGGGCCAAAGGACGCAGUGUCAUAUGGGACGCAUGCAGAAGGUUGGAAAACGGCAAACCCUGUCAUCCCUUUCUUAUCGAAUAUCGUACACCCAAGAUCGACGACCUUCGCAAAUUGAGCUGGACAUUUUGGGACCUCAAUCGGCUCAAGGGAUUGGGCAUUGUCGAGAGCUUCUCGACCGAGACUCACGUGGUCUUCAAUAAAGACUUGAAAGUCCGAGAGAACUACGAGGAGAAGAUAUCCCGAGACUCUGGAUAUGAGAUACUGAAAGGCAAGGUGUCUCAAGACAUGUGGGAGAACGAAUUCGUUCCUCAAUUCUGCACCGGUUCCAGUGAUGAACCUAACGAUAUUGACGAGUACUGCCGACUUCUUCAGCUCAUCCUGAGGCAAGCUGAAGAUUCCCAGAUUGGCAGGACACCAUUAACCGGGGGCUAG
Messenger RNA from Diaporthe amygdali, 1575 nucleotides. RefSeq lists its product as uncharacterized. Bases 1 to 1575 code for a protein of 524 amino acids. The transcript has a single exon. The record is from RefSeq and is a predicted model, not a curated record. NCBI's taxonomy places the organism in Eukaryota, Fungi, Ascomycota, Sordariomycetes, Diaporthales, Diaporthaceae.